CGUUAGUGAGUGCCAAGGUGAGGCUAAAGCCGUAAUAACACCCUGAGUAUUCUUUUCAGGUCAGUUUCAGAAUCUCGUUUCAUUUGAUUCACCCCCUCUUCACUUGACAAGUUAUGUCGUCUUCGUUCUUUUGCGAUCCUUGUCAUUUCUCUAAAGGAAAAGGAAUCUGUAUUAAGUGGACUGAUCUCGAAUCUAAGUAAAAAAAAUGGGAGGAGCUGGAGGAGGAGGAGCAGAAGGAGGCGAUUUCAGAGCCAAAGUAUGGAGCAUGUCUGGUGGGCCUUACUGUAGGCCCAAGCACUGGCGUCGCAACACCGCCUUUGCAAUGCUCGGCGUCUUUCUUGUCUGCAUCCCCAUUGCCAUGAAGUCUGCCGAGCUCGAGCAAAGGUCACAUAUGCCGGUACGCCCAAUUCCUUCACAGAUAUGGUGCAAGAACUUUGAAACCAAAGACGAUUACGAAAAAGAGCAUUAAAGAGCGUUUUGCUUGCUUUGGAGAGACAACUCUUUUGCUUGGUCUCUUAUUUUGCAGACAAUGUGAGUAUGAAAAUACAUCUGUCUUUCAUCUUCACAGUAUUGUGACCAGAAUAAUUUGUCUCUGCCUGUGCCAUGUAGAGAACACAUGGAGGAAUCAUCCCAAAUUUAAGAAAUCUCAUGUUAUUCCAAAAUCCAGUUGAUUAAUAUUAUAUCUGGGCCGGUUUUAUCUAA
This is a messenger RNA of Brassica napus (rape), 702 nucleotides long. RefSeq lists its product as uncharacterized. The record is from RefSeq and is a predicted model, not a curated record. The coding region runs from base 206 to 469 and encodes 87 amino acids. Lineage: Eukaryota; Viridiplantae; Streptophyta; Magnoliopsida; Brassicales; Brassicaceae. The transcript is spliced from 3 exons.